UCCAGGUUUCCAUUUUCUUUGUUCUGCAACUUUCUUUGUAACUUUUCCACAAACAAGCUAGUUACCAAGUUUCCAAUGGCUUCCACUAGCUCCGAAACACCCUCUUCAUCAUUAUCAUCAUCUUCUUCUUCAAUACCUGGUUCGGACUAUGAUGUUUUUCUCAGUUUUCGGGGUGAGGACACCCGCCAUGCCUUUACAGACCAUUUAUAUGAGGUAUUGAGAUUGAAAGGCAUUGACGUCUUUAGAGACAACGAAAAACUCCAACUAGGACAAGUCAUUGCUUCUGAGCUCAUACAAGCAAUAGAAAAAUCCCAGUAUGCAAUCGUUGUUUUCUCAGAAAAAUAUGCCGAUUCCAGGUGGUGUUUGGAUGAACUUGCCAAAAUUGUUGAAAGUAGAAAGAAUAAGGGACUUAGAGUGGUGCCCGUCUUUUAUCAUGUAGAUCCCUCAGACGUGAGGAACCAGACUGGGCCGUUUGGAAAAGCCUUUGCCGAACAUAAUAAAGAUGACAAAAUUGACGGAGAGAAGAUCCAGAAAUGGAAGGAUGCUCUAAGAGAAGUGGGGAAUUUAUCCGGCAAGCAUUUAAUUUUACAUCAAAGCUCUGAGGCAAAAGUUAUCCAAAACAUUGUGCAAUGGAUAUCAAAUAAAUUGAGUUAUAAAAUCGAAAUUAAUGAACUAGUUGGAAUAAGUUCCCGAACUGAGGAUUUGAAGUUACUUUUAGCUUUAGCGUCAAAUGAUGUUCGCUUUAUAGGAAUUUGGGGGAUGGGAGGAAUGGGUAAAACAACUCUAGCAAAAUUUGUUCAUAACACAUUUUCCAAUCAAUUUGAAGCUAAUAGUUUUAUUCAUGAUGUUAGAAGGAAAUCUGAAAAUGGUUUACAUGGGUUACAAAGAACACUAUUGAAAAAGCUUUUGUGCGUAGAUAUGGAUAUACAAGAUGUUGAUGAGGGAGUUUUCAUCAUAAAGAAAAGGUUACAUUGCAAAAAGAUUCUUCUAAUUCUUGAUGAUGUAGAUGAUUUAAAGCAAUUAGAGAAGUUAGCUGGGGGACAUAAUUGGUUUGGUCCUGGUAGUAGGAUUGUUAUAACGACAAGAAAUAUGAGCUUGCUUGUGACACAUGAUGUAAAUGAAAUAUAUGAGGUUGAAGCAUUGAAUAAUGAUGAAGCUCUUCAACUUUUUAGUUUGAAAGCUUUUGGGAAAGGGCAUCCUGAUGUUGAUUAUGUGAAGCUAUCCCAAGAUUUUGUACAUUAUUGUCAAGGCCUUCCUUUAGCCCUUGAGCUUUUGGGUUCCUCUUUGUUGAAAAAAAAUAAAAUUUUCUGGAAAGGUUUGUUAGACAAGCUAAAAAAAUUUCCAGAAAGAGGUAUUAUCAAAGUACUUAAAAUAAGUUAUGAGGGACUAGAACCAUUUGAAAAAGAAAUUUUCCUCAAUAUUUCAUGUUUCUUUUGUGGCAAUGAUCAAGAUAGCAUCUUUAAAAUAUUAGAUUAUCUUGAACUUGUCCCUGAAUAUGGAUUAGAGAUUCUUAAAGGUAAAGCUCUCAUCAAAUUGCAAGGCAAUCGAUUAUGGAUGCAUGAUUUACUCCGAGAAAUGGGUCGGGAUAUAGUUUAUCAAGAGUGCCCUGACAUUCCUUUGAGGCGUAGUAGAUUGUGGUUGUAUAAAGACAUUGAAGAUGCGCUAGAAAUGAAUAAGGAAACAGAGGAAAUUCAAGGCAUAGUCCUAAAGUUAUUCAACCCAAAAGCGGCACAUUGGAAUCUUAAAUCCUUUUCAAAGAUGCAUUAUCUAAAAACCCUCAUAAUUGACAAUGUUGACCUUAAGAAUGAUCUCAAAUAUCUUCCUAAUGGUUUAAGAUUUCUUGAUUGGAGUAAGUAUCCUUCAAAAUUGUUUCCAUCAAGUUUCAGAGCCAAGUCUUUUGAGAGGUUGAAAGCCAUCAAAUUGAACAAGUCUCCGAAACUUAUUAAAACCCCUAACUUCACUAAUUUCCCCAUUCUUGAGGAAUUGGAACUUAAGGAUUGUAUAAAUUUACUUGCCUUGCACCCAUCAAUUGGAGUUCAUGAAAAGCUCACUCUUCUUAAUCUAAAAGGUUGUAAAAACCUCAAAAGUCUUCCAAGAACACUUGAAAUGGAGUCUCUUGAGAUUCUUAUUCUUUCUGAAUGCUCAAAAGUAAAAAGUAUUCCAGAAUUUGGGGAAAAUAUGAAAAGUGUAUCAAAGUUUUACUUAAAUGGCACUGCCAUUACAAAAUUGCCUACAUCAAUUGGGAAUUUGACGGGUCUUGUUUUAUUGAAUGUAAAAGAUUGCAAAAGACUCAUGACUCUUCCUAGCACCUUUUUAAAUCUCAAUUCCCUUGAAAAACUGUAUCUUUCCGGAUGCUCAAAACUACUAAAGAUCUUGGGGGCUAUUGAAUGUUUAGAGGGUUUUGAUGAGAUUGAGACUGCUAAAAAACUUAAAAAUCUAUUUAUCAGUGGAAUUAAGCGAAGAAAUACCAAUCCCUUGGAUUUGUCAAUUACUUCUCUAUCGAGUUUGUGUUCUUUGAGCAAAUUGGAGACACUGGAUUUAAGUUAUUGCAAUCUCAAUGUAAUUCCCAAUGCUAUUGGUUGCUUAUCCACUUUAGAAAUUUUAAUUCUAAGAGGAAAUAAUUUUGGUUCCUUCAUGCAAAGAAGUCCUGAUCCCUUGGAGAUGUUAUUGACUUCUCUAUCAGAGGGUUCAUGUUCUUUGAACAAAUUGGAUCUAAGUUAUUGCAAUCUCAAUGCAAUCCCCAAUGCUAUUGGUUGCUUAUCCACUUUAGAAAAUUUAAUUCUAAGCGGAAAUAAUUUUGGUUCCUUCAUGCAAAGAAGUCCCGAUCCCUUGGAGAUGUUAUUGACUUCUCUAUCAGAGGGUUCGUGUUCUUUGAACAAAUUGGAUCUAAGUUAUUGCAAUCUCAAUGGUUUCUCUGAUAGAAUUGGUUGCCUUCCCAGUCUAGAAGAAUUAAUUCUAAGUGGAAAUAAGUUUGGUUACCUCCCGGGAAGCAUCGCUCAACUAAGUAAUCUGUUAGUUUUGGAUCUGAAAGAUUGCUCGAGUCUCCGAUCAUUACCAAAGCUUCCAUAUCGGAAGGUGAGUCGUCCAUUAUUAGAUUCAUUACCAAAGAGUCAAUAUCAGCAGAGGCCUGUUCCUCUUAUUAACGGACUUAGAAUUGGUAUUUCGAUUGCCUAUCCGACGAAAGGACGGAUAAAACUGGCUCUCAAUCAAGACUUCAUUGCAGAUAUAUAUGGGCUCAGCCUCGGGGUUGUAAACCCACAACCCACACGUGUUUUUGGAAGUGAAAUUCCGGAGUGGUUUGAGCUUCAAAAUAUAGGGGCUGAAAUUAAUAUUAAAGUACCUUCUCAUUUGUGCGAUGAGUUGGCGGGAAUUGCUAGUUGUGGUGUGAUUUGUUGUCGUCAACCCAUCGACCUUUUACAACUUGACUCCUAUUUAAUAUGUAAUGGAAACAUUAUUGAUACACAUUUAGCAAUGUGUCCAGUGCUUCAGGAUUUAUCAGAUCGGCUUUUGCUAGUCUAUUUUCCUAGAGCAACGAGCAAUUGGAAAAUAUUUGUUGUUAAUGGAUUCGCUAAGUUUGGCAUUAGAUUUCGAGCCCAUGGUUCAGGCAUGGAGGUGAAGGAAUGCGGAAUUCAUUUGGUGUACAAGAAAGAGAGAAGCAACAACAGCAUCAUUCUUUAUGAGGGCUCGGAUGACUGUAAUGGGGCUGGACCUAGUGGAGAGGGAAGCUCUAAUGAUGUACCACACCCGAAGCAGAUUGAAAGGCUCCCAGAAAUGGCCCAUGGUGACUCUGAUUCUGAGGGAUCAAGUGAGUACCACGAAUGGGGUGACGAGUUACACGAUUGGGAGGAAUCUAGUGAGAGUGACCAGGAAGGCUAA
This is a messenger RNA of Quercus robur (English oak), 3876 nucleotides long. Its product is annotated as disease resistance protein RUN1-like. The transcript is spliced from 5 exons. Bases 76 to 3876 code for a protein of 1266 amino acids. Gene Ontology annotation, biological process: signal transduction; defense response. Gene Ontology annotation, molecular function: protein binding; ADP binding. NCBI's taxonomy places the organism in Eukaryota, Viridiplantae, Streptophyta, Magnoliopsida, Fagales, Fagaceae. The record is from RefSeq and is a predicted model, not a curated record.